CAGUUACGACUUCCAGCAAAGGAUGCUAUUUAUUUGUUAUGAUAGUUUAGAAACAUCUUCAGCACUUGACUUCAGAAAGGCGCCAACAUUGUCUUCCAUGUCUUGUUUAUCUUUUCCUUCACCGCACUACUUGCACCAAAGCCAGCAUCCAUUGUGCUGCUGCACUGUACGGCGCGCGCUCUAGUACCGGCCUCAGUGUUGCAUGCAGAAAUGCAAUCGUUAGUGAACUUCCUUAACAACAAACCCGGCAAAUUGCUCGUUGCCGGGGGCUUCCUGUUUGUGUCGUCGGAAAUUGUGUACGAACUGUACCUUUGGUUGCGGAAAGCUCCGAAACCCAAACCAAAGUCGUGUGAAGUAUUCUUCGUCAACAGGCGCAAACUACUGCACCCUUUGCCGAGCCCGCAAGAGUUUCUGUUCGAACAUAUUAACCGCAUCGUGCAGUACAUCGAUCGGGCGGAAAGAUCCAUCUGCCUGGCCAUGUACAUCUUCACCGUGCGGGAAAUUAGUGAGGCGGUCAUACGGGCGAAGCAGAAACGCUCGGUAGUGGUGCGAGUCGUAACAUGCGAAUCGAUGGUCGGCAACGAGGGUUCCUAUCUGCGCGAUCUCAUCGAUGAAGAUAUAAAGGUACAGUAUAAGUACAAAAGUGAGCAUCUGAUGCACCACAAGUUUUGCCUGCUCGACACGGAAUGGUACUGUGGCAGUUGUCUGAUUGCGUACCAUAUCGCCGAAUACGGUGAGCCGACGAAACACAUGCAGCACACCUUGUUCGACAAAGCUGUGCUGAGCGAUAGGGCUGGACUGUUGGAACGAUUCGGUAGCUCCUGUGCACGCUGCCAGAAGACAAAAUCACGGACAAAAAGCAAACGUAGGCCGCAAGGGCCGAACUCGCGCGGAGAAGUUGAUCCACUGCCCGAGCACGGUCUUCUUAUUGCCGGUUCCAGCAAUUGGACGUCCCCUGGCUUGAUCACACACUGGGACAACAUGACAUACACCUCGCUGCCAGACAUGAUCGACCCGUUCACGGCAGAAUUUCAGCGCAUGUGGUACGAAUUCAAUGAUCCCUUGGAUAAGGCAAUACUGAAGGAACCACUGUACAGGGAUCGAAAAUUUAAAUGAAAAGAGAAGAACAAGAACUUCACUUAACUUAGUGCAUGCAAUGCAUAAGGAGACGGAUUGAAUUUCUAGACGAUGCUAAGCAUUCCAUACUAACAGAAUUGCAAUGAAAAGGGGGUAAAUAAACUGUGAACUUUUGCUAAUA
Messenger RNA from Anopheles stephensi (Asian malaria mosquito), 1258 nucleotides. RefSeq lists its product as uncharacterized. Gene Ontology annotation, biological process: piRNA processing. Bases 211 to 1116 code for a protein of 301 amino acids. The transcript has 2 exons. The record is from RefSeq and is a predicted model, not a curated record. Gene Ontology annotation, molecular function: RNA endonuclease activity producing 5'-phosphomonoesters, hydrolytic mechanism. NCBI's taxonomy places the organism in Eukaryota, Metazoa, Arthropoda, Insecta, Diptera, Culicidae. Gene Ontology annotation, cellular component: mitochondrion.